AUGCUAUCUGAGGGUCCACAAUUGAAAAUGCUCACGUUACAAGAUUUACCGGUACAUAUCAUCCAGAAAGUAUUUGUAUUAUCUGGGAAUGGGACUGCCAUGCCAAUUUUGAAUAAAACAUUUUAUAAUUGUCUUCGACCAACGGAUGCAUUGGUAAAUACUUUCUUUUGGGAGAAUUUCACUUACGAUUUAUCGAGGGCUCCAUUGUUAGAAGAGCAUGAAAAGACUCACAUGCCACUUGCUCAUAUUGAAACUUUAUUUGACUAUCCAAUGUUUAGAAAUUACAUCACAGUUCAUUACGACUCUGUAUUUGAUCAAAAUGAUAUCUUCUUUAUCAAUGAACGCCAAUAUAAAAUGAUAACAGAAAAUGUCGAUGAUAGAUGGUUGAAAACUCUCGAACACGUAAGAAAUGAAAUCUCCAAAGGCGGAAAUGAUAAUGAUUGGUGGUAUAACAUACUUUACGGUUUAGAUUUUUAUGACUCUAGUUGGCUUCCAUUAACCGUAAGAAAAAAUAUGGAAUUAUUGUUCGUUUCUGACGCAUAUGCUGAUACAAUAUUCCAAAUUUUCAACUAUGAUGGUGAAUCUGGAUAUCGCUUUGUACCUUUUAUAGUAGAAUGGUUUGUAAAUGCCGACCAUACUUUUACAAUGAAUGACCUCUUCGCGAUGAUUGACUUUGCGCAAUACGCAGCACUUGAUUCGUUUAUGCAUGGAGAAUUGGAUGAGACCUUGGAAUAUAUUAUGACAGGUUAUAAUAUGCGUCAUUUUGUAAAAAAUUUCAAAGAGAGCAAUGAUAAUGAAUAUGAAAGUUACGAUGACUAUAGAGUAAGCUUUAUGAAGUCACUCUUAGCGCAUUACUGCUGUAUCCCUGAAACGGGGCCCAUGCAUUCUUAUGCAUGUGAAGAUGAAUGUCCAGUAUUAUAUAGUUUAAUAUAUGCAGACAAUGAUACAACAUCCUUUCUGAAACAACUGUAUCUUGAGUUCGCAAAAAGGGAACUUUGGAUACCUGCAUUACAGGUUAGGUUUAGUAGAGAUGAGCAUCAUUUAGGUAGCGAUUCUCCCGGUUGCUAUAAUGGUAAACACUAUAAAAUGAUGAGUUAA
Naumovozyma dairenensis CBS 421 is the source of this 1098-nucleotide messenger RNA. RefSeq lists its product as uncharacterized. The transcript has a single exon. The coding region runs from base 1 to 1098 and encodes 365 amino acids. NCBI's taxonomy places the organism in Eukaryota, Fungi, Ascomycota, Saccharomycetes, Saccharomycetales, Saccharomycetaceae. The record is from RefSeq and is a predicted model, not a curated record.